AACUUGGGACUGAGCACCACUCGCUACAGACACACUCACACACAGUGUGCCUAAGCAAAGAAACGCUCCAGCGCCAAGUCUCUCAGACUCCUGAAGUAGGAGCGACUCAGUAGGAGCUUCUGUGCCAGUUAUCAAAGGAGUAGAGACGCUCCCUCAGGAAUUGAACGCUUGCAUCGACCGGGCAAAAAGGCUCCAGAUUAUGGACUGUCUCGUCAUGCAGCGACAGAGGGAUAUGGAGCUUCUCUGAAAGGAUUCAGCAAUGUCAGUGAAAGGAACUCUGAACUAACAACGUUUACUGGCUUCCUGCAGUUUGCAUUUGAAAUGCACUGACACUGCAAUUUGCUGUAACGCCGCUUUUCAGCGUUGUUUUUAGUACAUGCACAGCCGAGAGUUUUGUGGGAAUGUUACAGCCUGAGACUUUUUUGUAAAGAACUGCUCUGCGUUUUGGAACAUCCUCUGGAAAGAUACAUGGCUGUUAUUUCAUAAAUUGAGAUUGCAUCCCACUGCGCAUAUUUCUCUAAAUUUUUGGACAUUUUCAGAGAGGUGCACAUAUCGACGGCUGGAAUACCACAAGGGGACUGACUGCAUAGACCAUUUCCUCAGUCCAUGGAUUGUGCGCCUUGGGACCUUGUCAAAACUGAGAGCGUCAGGCGACGUUAAGAGAAGCCACGUUAAUAAAAGCCCUGCGUAAAAAUAACAUUGGCCAAGGCAGCCCUCAUCGCCGGGCGCGUGACAUUUAAAACUUGGUGAAGUACUCUUUUGUGCGCCCUUCUCUCUCGGGACGCUCCGGAUCUAUUCUGUCUCUUUAGAAAACACUUCAUUCCAUGCAGCUCUCGCCUCGACCGCUGUCAUCCAGUGUAGACAGUUCGUCGUGGCUUCGAGUCCCCGGGGUAACCAUGACAACCGAAAGAAACCCAAAGUGAAUCCAAGGGAGCGGGGUGAGGCCGGAGAGAGCGUGAAUAGAGUUUUCCCCAUUUUGUUUCGUGCUUUUUUUGUUUAGACUAAACACUUUUUGCAAAGCGGGGGCACCGCUUCGCACUGCAGGGUUGCAUCAGCGGGUAAAUUGCAAAGUUGAAGGAGCCCUAAAAAGCAAAGCACUCCGCUCUAUGUCAUUCAAACCCGACGUGGUCUAUUAAAAGUAUCGCCUUGCUGGUGACUGAACUUCUACUAUUUAUGAAGCCCCGGGCUACUCAUUGCAGAGAAUACAGCAACCGGGAAAAGAAGUGAAUAUUAUUUACGCGAGAAGAGCCGGUGCGUAAAACAAGAGGAAUAAUGGGCCUCUCACACACGCUACUAUUUUACGUGCUGGUGUGCGUUCACCUUGGAGUUUCCCAGCAUUACCUUCGCCUCCGUCCAUCGCCCAGUGAUCACCUCCCCGUGCCCGACCUUAAGGAGGACCCCGACCCGGAGUACGACCCCCGGGAGCAGGACUUGGCCGAGAGGACUCUGAGGAAAAAGCUCGGCAGUAACUUUGACCCCAACUUCAUGUCCAUCAGCUCGCCCAUGCUGGUGAACCUCUCCGCGUCAGACAACCAGGUGAAGCUGCAGGGGCCCAUGCCUAGCGAGAUUAAAAAGCUGGACCUCACAGAGACCCCCUAUGGAAAGCGGGUAAAAGUGGGCAAGAAAGCCCGCAGGAAAUUUCUGCAGUGGCUGUGGACCUAUACGCACUGCCCAGUGGUGUACACCUGGAAGGAUUUGGGCGUGAGGUUCUGGCCACGUUACAUCAAGGAGGGAAACUGUUUUUCUGAGCGCUCGUGCUCCUUCCCUGAGGGGAUGUCUUGCAAACCCGUCAAGUCAAUCAACAAGAUUUUCCUCCGGUGGUAUUGCCAAGGCUUUCUAAGACAGAAAUACUGUACGUGGAUACAGGUGCAAUACCCAAUCAUCUCAGAGUGCAAGUGUUCGUGCUGAUUUUCUCUAAGGAAGUAGUGGUGGUCGGGGGGGUUGGGAGGGUGGGGGGCGGGUGGACUGGAAAUACGGUUUCUAUUGCACUGUUAACUCUCUACAGAGGUGGGCACCAUAGCAAAUCUAUUUUUUUAUAUAGCAUUUAAGUGAAAUACCAACAUUGUACAUAUUUAAGAAAAAUGCAGCUAUUUUUUCUAAUUGAACCAGGACCAUAUUUUAUUCUCAACCCUGAAACGUGUUUUUGGGGGAACACGAGCACUUCAUAUGGAAGAGCUUUUUUUUGAUAUUUUUAUGAGACAUUGAAGAUGGAAUGCAUAUGCUACACUUCUCCAAGAGGUGAACUUUUUUUCAACUGAACAUUGAUGCUGACUGUUAUUUCACUGCAAUGCUGCCUAGAGUUUUUGUAUAAUAUUAAUAUCAAUAAUAAUUAAAUUGUAAAAAAAAAAGUUGAGGUUAAAGAUAUAUAUAAAGGCGUGAACUCAGCUUUUUUGGAAUACAUAGUAUUGUAGAAAUAAACAAAUCUGUACGUUUUAUUUAUUAUUUUAACGAUUGUGAGUAUAGAGCAUAAGGAAAGAGAAUAGCAGAGUAUACCAGAAAAAAUAUGGGAGAUGUCUACUUGAAUAUUUCUAAAAAUAAAAAAAAAAUUUAACAAAAUAAAUAAAAAGUAAAACAUAUCAGUGUACAUGUUAUGUUUACACGUUUUAGCAAUAAAGUCUAUCUUUUCAACGUG
Molecule: messenger RNA, 2632 nt
Organism: Siniperca chuatsi (mandarin fish)
Lineage: Eukaryota; Metazoa; Chordata; Actinopteri; Centrarchiformes; Sinipercidae
Gene: nog2
Product: noggin 2
Exons: 1
Coding region: 1273-1908 (211 amino acids)
Biological process (GO): negative regulation of cell differentiation; dorsal/ventral pattern formation; osteoblast differentiation
Source: RefSeq, a predicted model, not a curated record